GGGCAACGUUUCGCUUCGCCUCCUAUUACACAGACCACAUGGUGCUGCAGAAGGAGCCGGCGGGGGCCGUGGUGUGGGGCUACGGGGAGCCGGGGGCCGCCGUGACCCUGUCUCUCGCCAGAGACGGGGAUGUUGUCAUGAAGAAGGUGGCGCAAGUUAAAGAGCCCUCUGGGACAUGGAAAACCGUCCUGGAUCCUAUGGCUCAUGGCGGCCCUUACGCUCUGACGGCAGAGCAGCGCUCGGAGAACCUGACGCUGCAGGACAUCUACUUCGGGGACGUCUGGCUCUGCAGCGGGCAGAGUAACAUGGUGAUGACCGUUCUGCAGAUCGCCAAUGCCAGCCAGGAGCUCGCAGCCGCCUCUCGCUACCCCUAUGUCCGCGUAUUUGCCGCAGCUCCCGUGCGCUCUGAUGUGGAGCUGGAGGACCUUGCAUGGAUCGACCUGCCGUGGUCUGUCCCAACAGCUGGAAUCCUGGGCCACGGCAACUUCACUUAUUUCUCGGCCCUGUGCUGGCUCUUUGGGCGCUACCUCUACGAGGCGCUGCGGUACCCCGUGGGGCUGGUGGAGUCCGCCUGGAGCGGCACCCCCAUCGAGGCCUGGUCCUCGCCAAGGGCUCUGCAGGCGUGUGGCCUCCAGGAGGACACGGGGAGGCUCUCCCCUCGUGAGCAUCUCUCCGAGCCGCAGGUGUCUUCCGUGCUCUGGAACGCCAUGAUCCACCCCCUGCUCAACAUGACACUGCGAGGGAUCAUCUGGUACCAGGGCGAGACGAAUGCCUUCCUGCACACCGACCUGUACAACUGCACCUUCCCCGCGCUCAUCGCCGACUGGCGCCAGGCUUUCCAUGCUGGCUCCGCGGGGCAGACGGGGCCACUGCUGCCUUUUGGAUUCGUGCAGUUGGCCACGUACCGUCGGCAAAGCCCCGACGACAGCUUUGCCCGCCUCCGGUGGCACCAGACGGCCGACUUCGGCUUCGCGCCCAACCCCAGGAUGCCCGGCACCUUCAUGGCCGUGGCGAUGGACCUGGGCGACGAGCACUCUCCUUACGGCAGCAUCCACCCCCGGGACAAGCGGAAUGUGGCCCACCGGCUGCACCUGGGGGCCAGGGCCGUGGCGUAUGGGGAGAAAGGCCUGGUUUUCCAGGGGCCUUACCCCACGCGGGCCACUGUGGAUGUAGCUAGGGGCCUGAUCAACGUCACCUACAACCAGGAGCUCCUGUGGCGCCAGAGGGGCGAGCGUGCGUUUGAGGUCUGCUGCUCCAGGCUGGGCUACUCCCACACCUCCCCUCCAUCCCCAUUCCUCCUGUAA
Struthio camelus australis is the source of this 1304-nucleotide messenger RNA. The record is from RefSeq and is a predicted model, not a curated record. NCBI's taxonomy places the organism in Eukaryota, Metazoa, Chordata, Aves, Struthioniformes, Struthionidae.